GUUUACAUACCGACAAGAAGUCAUGUGUGAAUCUUUGUGAACAAAUUGAAGUAGGCUUUUGAAAUGUCUUCUAUUUUAAUCAAUGCCCUUUUAUCAAGUUGCCAUGAUCCGGAUACUUUGUUUAACACGUUGUGCUGGCCAACUGACUCGUGGCCGGACACAGAAAGAGUAGAGGCACUGACAACGUUUAUUGACGGAAUUGGUAAACUACCCCAGUCUGACACAUCUGACGAUGGCGACAAAGUUGCAUUUUCUACUGCAAAAAGAGACAUCUUUCUCCGAAAAGUUGAAUCGAUCAUUUGGACACAAUGUUUACCAGUUCUCUUGAAAGUCUCUAACGGAAACGGGGCAUGCAAAGGUAAACGUGUGCAAGAUGGAAGGGCUGAAAUCACCAUCGCUGUGUGCAGGCUUCUUUCUGUCUGCAUCAACACACUGUGUGACACGGCAGUUUCGGGGCGAGUCGCCCGCGCUGUCCUGCCAUCCUUCCAGCGGCCAGACGGGGAGACGGAGGAAGAGCUUCCCGGACAGGGUGAGGGGCGGCUGGGUAUCGACGUGGCUAUCGAAGCCAUGUCAGUCAUCCUACCCACUCUCUCAUCCAACGAAGAAUUGACCACGUCGAUCCUCUCAUCUGCCCUGUCCUGUAUCAAGACGUUAUCGGAUGCUCUGGUCUCCAAAAUCACCGUUCGGCUUAUUUUCACUCUCCUCAACUGCUACAGCGAGGAUGGGAUAGCGAGUAAACUCCAGUUCAUUUUAGAGGAUUUGUGUAGCUGGCACAAGAGUGACAGCUCAAACACGGACUCGCCUGUGGUGACAGAACGCACUUUGCUGUGUUUAACAACUCUCUCGGACUAUCUCUUCUCUCCGGCUAAACUACAGCAACACACCCUUCCUCAAAGUCUGAGCUAUACUCGACCAGACCCUCGUCGUUCUCUGCAGUUCUGGAGGAUUCUACAAGAUGGACUGACGCACAAAGACAACGUGUCCCGGAAGCGGGCGUUGUACCUGCUGAAAAGGUGUGUCGCUCUGUCAGAGGAUGAGGCGGUUGACUUUCCAAGCAGUUCAGUGUCAAGUGAAGUUAAUGAGGAGAUCAUAUUCAGAUGGGCCCCAGACAGAUGCAAGCUGCUCAGAGAGUUCUGGGAGGACUAUGCCUUGGUUAUGGAGACACUGGAGGAGAACCAGAUUCAUGUGGUCCGCCCUGUGCUCAACAGAAUCCAUACGUUGAUCCAAACAGCAGCGAAUGAUAGUCAAGGCGUCAGUCUGUUCCACCCGUCAUGGCUGCUGGGUGUGUACCAGCGUAUGUUCCACAGUGAGAACAAGUCCGUCAUGAGAGAGGGAGUGGAUCACCUGCUGGAACUCCAGGUGCUCCGACGUCCUGCCUUCGCCCUGGCCUUCUCACAGUUCAUUGUGGGUCCUUUUAUGGAUGUGAUGUCUGAAAGCUCCCUCUUUCACAGGACUGCAGGACAGAGUGUAGGAGAGUGUCCUGAGCUGGGAGGCAAGCUGCAGGUCUUCAUGGUCACGUUCUUCAGCAGCCUGCCACAGGAGAACAGAGGUCCUGUGUUGCUGCAGCUUGUCCAGCGGCUAGGUUCUCAACACUGGUGUGCUGUCCCCAUCCUCUUCCUCUCUCGGGCCCUGUCCCACCUUCCUCCCUGCCCCCUCCUGGGCCCUGACGGCCUGCAAGCUCUCAGGGAGGUGCUGCGCUGCACUAUGAUCACCCACCAGGUGCUACUGAGAGGAGCUGCCCAGUGUUUCCUGCUCAACACUGCACUCUCCCUGACACAUGUGACCUCAGUGACGUUGGAUGAUGUGUUUAGUUUGCUGCUGCAUUUCAGAGCAGACGAGUCUCUACGUAGAGGAACAUCACUCUGGAAUCAGCUGUGUGACUGGCUGGCUGACAGUGAAGGCAGCUUCAGGCCCUGUGUCAGAGAACCAGCUGAUGGUACCAGUACCAGUACUUCUCCAGAGAGAGAGACUGUGAGAGGCUACGUCCAACACCAGAUGGAGUUCUUCCUCAGAGUCCCGGCUAGCUCAGACCAGACAGACAGUGUCCCAGACCCAGGAGAGGCGGAGCUGCUAGCCAAGGCCAUCCUACUGUGUGUUGACAUAGAGUGGAGGACUCAGAGGAGGUCUGGAGGAGAGGAGACUACUGGUGUCAGCGGUGGGAUGGACUCGCUCUUACGCCCCCUACUGGACACACUGAGCAGGCUCCACACUAAUGUCUACCUGCCGCUACGCAAGACUGACAAGAGCCUGCAGCUGCUGCUACGAUUACUGCAGCUCACACCAGCCAGACACACCCCUGCUGCAGUAGAGAAAGAACAAGAGGACAGUGUGACGGUCUCCAUGGAGACGCUGGUUCUGGGCGUGGUGGAGCCCAUUCAGGAGUUCAUCCUCCGAAGACUAAGUGGAGAACUACAGGAGCUAUGUGAUGUAGAGCGUGCUGAGCUCUACCUGUCAGUGCUGAAGGAGGUGGUGCUGAUGUACAGUGUGUUAGAGUGGAACCACUCCAAGGUACAGGAGGCCUAUUUCCCCAGACUCCUCAGAUACGUCCUGAGGACCCUAGAAGCUGACCAGAUCCCCUCUGUGGCGGGUCAGGUAUCCAGGGCGGUUGCCAUGGCGUCGUUGGCCAUGACCUGUGAGGUUGCAGUGCUGGGAGUGUUCAACCUCCAAUCAGAGACCACGAUUCUACUGGUCCAUCUGUCUAGCUACUUCUACUCCCCUGCUCCACCCCCAGCCCCUCCUCUCUCUCUGGUCAACUUCAACCAGCGCCUGCUGAAACCUCCAACUGCAGAUCCGUCAACAGGUGUUUCGGAGCAGGGUCCUCUCCUCAAGGACUGGGGCCGUGUGGCAGCUCAUUUCAUCCGGGACCAGUGGACGUGCCUGGGCUACGGGAGGAGAAUAGGCCCACCCGGGCCCCUGGAGCUCCCCAGGGCAUCGGGGUCCCUCCAGGCUGCUAUAGAGGCUCUGUCUCUGCUACCCAGUGGGCUGGUACUGCCUGUACUGGACUUCAUGGCCUCAAUGUUGCCACAGGUGGCGCUGUCUGAGGAGGCCCUGUGUGUAGAGGCUGUGACUGUCUCCUGGAAGCUGGUGCUGGGACUGAGCAGUAACCCUCAUGACUUCUGGCCCACCCUGCAGGGCUUUGUGACCAUGGCCUUUCACCACAGCCUGCUGGAGUUAACAGAGGAGCAGGCACCUGGGCUCACUGCUACUCUACAACAGAUAGCCGUUGAGUUGAUGGAACUCUCCCAGGCCAAGACCGGUGUAUUCAACGUUCUGAUCCAACACUGCUGCCACACCUGGCUGCCCUCUGACCCAGGAAGUGACGGCGAGAGCCAAUCAGAUGCCAUGUUCUCCAGUGCCCUACUGCACCUUGACAUCCUGGCUGAGGCAUGUGUGUAUGGACCUGUGUUCAGGAGGGACCAAAGGCUGAUCCAGGAGGUCCAGGUCUAUGUGGAGAGGCUUGGAGAGGAGUGUGCUGCUAACACUGCAGUCCCCAGUGAUAACCGGGAUGACCAGUUCCCACGUGUGUGUGUCGUGGCGUUCCUCAGCCGCCUCCAGCCCUCUAAUCAGCUGCAUGAGAGACUGAUGGAAGAACUGGUUCUCCGCUUGCUGAAAAAGGAUGAGGCCAUAUCGAAGUCAAAACAGCGUUACUAUAGCAACUCCCUGCAGCAUCGUGUCAAGAACAGGGUGUGGCAGACACUACUGAUGCUGCUGCCCAAACUGAGAGGGGAGUUUGUAGGUACCGUUCUGGGUCGUGUGUUUGAGGCAGGUUUCGUCAGUAACCAGGCCUCAGUCAAGUACCUGAUAGAGUGGGAGAUGGUUCUAAUCCUAGUCCAGUAUCCUGAACACAUAGACCGUCUCUGGACCUGCUUCAGUGUGGAUCAAGAGAAGACCAAGACCAGUGUCUGUACCUUCCUGUCUGUGUUGGUCCACCUCAACAUCAUCAUGCCUCAACUCAAGGAGAAGGCGGUACAGUGGCGUAAGGCCCUGGAUGUUAUUCUCCAGUGGUGUUUCAGCCAUAACUUCAGUGUCCGUCUGUACGCCCUGCUGGCCCUGAAGAGGGUGUGGAGUCUGGAGGGGGCGAGGGCCGAGGCCGAGGAGGGGGCCGGGGGGGAGGAUGGGCUCGGGGGGCUGGCCACCGUCGUUAAGGCCUGUCUGCACCAGGCUGAGGCUAUGCAGAGUACUGGAAAUGCCAAUAAGAACUGGACCAGGAUUCAGGACCACUUCUUCUUUGGUGUCUUUCAUCCUGUUAGAGACUAUAGUGUGGAAACCAUAUUCUACACAUUCCCCAGCCUAUCAGAGGUGUUUGAGGACGAGUGGAUUCCGCCCUGGAAGUUUGAGAAGUUGGUGGACUUCUCCCAGAAUGCAUCUCUCCCGUUGAGGAACCCUGUCCCUGACCUGAGCCAGAUUCAGCCUGGAGACUGGAUCCAGCAGGAUAAAGGGGAUCAGGAUGGUGAGGAGCGCUGGGCCGAGGUCCAGAAGAAGAUGACCCCCUGGAGGUUGGGGAUCCAGGAACAGGAGCCAGAGCUGGGUCUGGUGCCCCAGCAGAGAGCAGCACGCCUGGGCAAGCUGCACAGUGCCCUCCUGGUGGUUGCCUCGCUCAUAGACAAGCCCACCAACCUGGGAGGUCUGUGUAGGACGUGUGAGAUCUUUGGGGCCAGUGGUCUGGUGUUGGACAGUCUUCGCCACGUCAGUGAUAAACACUUCCAGGCCCUGAGUGUCUCCUCUGAGCUAUGGCUCCCCCUACUGGAGGUGAAGCCCGUAGAACUAGCUGACUUCCUGCAGCUGAAGAAGAGGGAGGGCUACUGCAUUGUGGGAGUGGAGCAGACAGCCAAUAGUCAGAGUCUAAAGGACUAUAGGUUCCCUGAGAAGACUCUGUUACUGCUGGGUAAUGAGCGUGAAGGUAUCCCAGCUAACCUGCUCCAGCUGUUGGACGUGUGUGUGGAGAUCCCUCAGCAAGGUGUCAUCCGUUCCCUCAACGUACACGUGAGCGCCGCCCUGCUGGUUUGGGAGUACACCUGCCAGUACCUGUCCUCUACUGGAGGGAAGUCAGACUGAAACAGGGAGGGACGACCUGGACUUGUCCGAUAAGAAACAAACAUUUUCACUCUGUUGCAAAAUGUUUUUUGAAAAGUUUUCCAUUACGUGCACUAAUGAACACAACCCUAGUGUGGGGGUAAAGCCGCCAGUACCUGCCCCCGCUGCAGAGUAGGGUGAAGUUGCCCCUUUACAUUUUAGUCAUUAAGCAGAUGCUCUUUUCAGGGCGAUUUACAGUAGUUAGUACAUACAAUAUCACAAUAUCAUACUGGUCCCCUGUGGGAAUCAAACCCACAACCCUGGCGUUGCAAGCACCACGCUCUACCAACUGAGCUACACGGGGCCUUUCUCCACUAAUGGUUAAGGUUAGAAUUGGGGCAGGGGAAGCUGGUCCUAUAUCUGUACCAACAGGCAACUUCACCCCAGACCUAGUGAAUCUGCUGUGGUGACUGACCCCUCUCUGUAACGCCCUAACCCUGCUGGUGUGGGUGUACACCCGGCCAUUACCUCCCCCCUACUGGCCCUGCUUCUGGGGUGACCUCUGAACCUGGAACCUGGAACCUCUUUGUGAUGAAGUGUGAAGUUGCCCCUAGGCACAGAUCUAAGAUCAGCUUGAAUGCCCUCCAAGUCCUAACCUUAACCAUUUGAGGGGAAAACAUGCCACUGACCCAACAGAAACCCAGUGUCAACCCUACUUCAGGCCUCUGAGAUCUGGUCAUGAAGGAAAGGAGACAAGGCGUCUAGGAGACUAGGAGAGGAAUCGACCUCAUUACUAUUGAUAUGUUGUUCAAACCAGAGAGUUUCUUGUUAUUGUCAAAGUCCCACCUCAGGCAGGUGUCAGUCAUCAAAGGAGAAACCAUGACUUACCUCUUCCAUAUGCUGUGAACAUAAGGUCACAGUUUCUGUGUUUUGUAGAAUUUUAAAAAAUUCAUUUUAUCCUUUUUUUUUACCCAUUUAAAAUGCAGCCUUAACCCUCCAAUGGGCCAUAGAUGUAGAGAAUGGAUGUUAGUCUUACAAGUGGUGACUUGUUAUUAGACCUAGAACCCAUCUCAGAUCCAUUGGAGGUUAUUUCCGCUUUAGCCGUGGCUAGAUAUUACAUUAGAAUAUGCCAAUGUCGUUUGGACAGGGUCAUGUUUCCAAGUCCUUUCCCAGGAAAGCAGCAGACACUUGAUUUUCCCCGAGUCCAAAUGAUUUUUUUGGAGUGGAGAAAGUAAUGCAUCUUUUUAAACAAAUAAAACAAUUAUUUCGUAAGAACUCUGUUUUUCUUAUCACACACAUUUGUUUGAUUUAUGUUUUCCUUUACAAAGCAUGUUAUUUCUCACGGAGCCGUUCAUAGCGCAGAAAGAACAUUAGCUCACAGUA
This is a messenger RNA of Salvelinus namaycush (lake trout), 6396 nucleotides long. Its product is annotated as probable methyltransferase TARBP1. Bases 64 to 5055 code for a protein of 1663 amino acids. The record is from RefSeq and is a predicted model, not a curated record. Gene Ontology annotation, molecular function: RNA binding; tRNA (guanine) methyltransferase activity. Gene Ontology annotation, biological process: tRNA methylation. Lineage: Eukaryota; Metazoa; Chordata; Actinopteri; Salmoniformes; Salmonidae. The transcript has 29 exons.